AUGGCGGAAGAAGAGAACCAGUGUGAAGAAUUUGAACAAAUAGACUUUUUAAGAGACAGGCAUGUGCGAUUCUUUCAGAGAACACUGCAGAUUUUACCCGAGAGAUAUUCUUCACUAGAAACCACCAGGUUGACCAUCGUGUUUUUUGCUCUGUCCGGGCUGGAUAUGCUGGACGCUUUGGACGUGAUCGAUAAAACUUCAUUGAUUGAAUGGAUUUACUCACACCAGGUUCUGCCAACUGAAGAUCAGUCCAACUUAAGUCAAUGUGGUUUUCGAGGAUCUUCACAUAUUGGGAUUCCGUACAGCACAAAGGGGCCGGGCGUUCCUCAUCCGUAUGACAGUGGACAUGUGGCAAUGACGUACACUGGCCUCUGUUCGCUGUUGAUAUUAGGAGACGAUCUGAGUCGCGUGAACAAACAAGCAGUUUUAUCCGGCCUCAGAGUUCUGCAGCUCGAGGACGGGAGUUUUUACGCAGUGCCUGAGGGAAGUGAAAAUGACAUCCGCUUUAUUUACUGUGCAGCCAGUAUAUGCUACAUGCUGGAUGACUGGUCUGGGAUGGACAUUCAGAAAGCCAUUGAGUACAUUAGGAGCAGUUUGUCGUACGACAGUGGUUUUGGCCAAGGCGCAGGGCGGGAGUCUCAUGGUGGGUGGACGUACUGUGCCAUCGCCUCCCUGUGUCUGAUGGGACGUUUGGAGGAGGCUCUCAGUCGGAAAGAGCUGGACCGCAUCCGACGCUGGUGCAUCAUGAGGCAGCAGACGGGCUUCCACGGCAGACCCAACAAACCUGUCGACACCUGCUACUCCUUCUGGGUCGGAGCCACGCUGGAGCUCUUAGAUGUGUUCCAGUUCACUCACUUUAAGAGGAAUCGCAGUUUCAUCCUCUCCACUCAGGACCGGCUGGUGGGGGGCUUCGCCAAGUGGCCCGACAGCCAUCCAGACCCUCUCCACGCUUACCUUGGCAUCUGUGGCCUGUCCCUGAUCGGAGAGCCCAGCCUGCAGAGUGUACACCCGGCCCUCAACAUCACGCAGAGGGCCUUCGAGCACCUGCAGCAGCUGCAGCGGACGUGGAGGGACAAGUGCAAUGGACAGCACUGA
Messenger RNA from Knipowitschia caucasica, 1095 nucleotides. The record is from the annotation of a GenBank genome assembly. NCBI's taxonomy places the organism in Eukaryota, Metazoa, Chordata, Actinopteri, Gobiiformes, Gobiidae.